Molecule: messenger RNA, 2241 nt
Organism: Dicentrarchus labrax (European seabass)
Lineage: Eukaryota; Metazoa; Chordata; Actinopteri; Moronidae
Gene: ewsr1b
Product: EWS RNA-binding protein 1b
Exons: 15
Coding region: 94-1905 (603 amino acids)
Biological process (GO): regulation of DNA-templated transcription
Cellular component (GO): nucleus
Molecular function (GO): transcription coregulator activity; RNA binding
Source: RefSeq, a predicted model, not a curated record
CAUCUCGCGAGAUUUUGAGUUCCCGGUGAAGAGAAGUACGUUCGUCCAGCAGCCAGCUCGGUCCAGUCGUCUUGCACGCACAGACACACUAAAAUGGCGUCGGCUCCUGAUUACAGCUCCUACAGUCAAACCAGCACCCAGCCAGGGUAUGCCUCUUACGCUGCCCAGCCCUCUCAAAGCUAUGGACAGUCUGCACAGCAGGGCUAUAGUCAGCAGAAUUACGGAUCAUAUGCCCAACCUGCUGCAGCUGACGGCACUUACACCCAGACAACACCUGCUGCUGGAGGAUACCCUCAGCAGCAGCAACAACAGUAUGGGUCUUCAUAUGCCCAACCAGCAUCAGCUGGCUACCCCGCCGCCCAGUCUACCACUCAUAGCUACUCCCAGUCAACCCAGGGCUAUGGAGCCAGUGGUUAUGACAGUACUCCAGCUGCUGCUGCUCCAGCUGCCUCCCAGUCUUACGGUUCUCAGCCAGGAUAUACUGCCCAGUCUGCAUACCCUGGAUAUGGCCAGCAGGCUGCUCCCACUGCGCCACAGAGUUACAAUGCUAGCAGCCAGCCGACAAGUUACAACCAAAGUAGCUACUCCCAGCCAGCAGCAUAUGGCCAGCAACAGCCUGGCUACCAGGCCCAGCAGGCCAGCUAUGGCCAGCAGCAGGGGUACCAGCAACCAACCCAGCAGCAGCAACAGGCUCCUCCUGCUUACCCUCCUCAGGCUGCUGGUUCCUAUGGGCAGCCUCCAUCCAACCAGUACAGCCAGCAAGGUGGACCACCCAGUUACAACCAGUCUAACCAUUACAAUAAUUACAGACAGGAUGGCCAGAGCGGAGGUUCUGGUUACUCUGGCUCUGAUUCUUCAAGGUACCCAGGGACCGGGGAUAGCAGAGGCCCUGGCAGGGACGGCUUUGAUCGAGGUGGAAUGAUGCAUCGUGGACGUGGAGGCAUGGGCCGUGGCAUGGGCAGCGCUGGAGACAGAGGUGGCUUCAGUAAGCCUGGUGGACCUAUGGGCAGUGACGAGCGUGAUAUAGGACGCCCUGAAGAGCAGGAUGACUCUGAGAACAGCACGAUCUACAUCACAGGAUUGACCGAGAAGGCUAACCUGGAGGAGAUGGCGGAAUUCUUUAAACAUGUUGGCCCAAUCAGGAUUAACCGCAGACUUGGCCAGCCUGCUAUUAACAUAUACACAGACAAGGACACAGGAAAGCCCAAGGGAGAUGCCACCCUCUCCUAUGAGGAGCCAAUCUGUGCCAAAGCAGCCGUGGAGCAUUUUGAUGGAAAGGAGUUCCAAGGCCGAAGGCUUAAGGUAUCCAUGGCACGCCGUAAGCCCAUGAUGGGUGGAAUGAGAGGUGGCAUGCCCAUGCGAGAUGGCAUGAUGGGUCGUGGAGGUAUGAUGGGUCGUGGGGGAGACCGUGGUGGCUUUGGCCCACGAGGUGGUCCACGUGGUAUGGGCAGAGGUGGACCCACAGGAGGCAACAUGCAGCAGAGGGCUGGGGACUGGGAGUGUCCUAACCCGGGUUGUGGCAACCAGAACUUUGCCUGGAGGAUGGAGUGUAACCAGUGCAAAGCCCCCAAACCAGAAGGGUUAGGUGGUGGCCCCCCAUUUCCCCCUGGAGGUGAUCGUGGCAGAGGUGGAAUGGGAAUGCGUGGAGGCAGAGGUAUGGACCGCGGUGGGCCGGCGGGAGCUGGAGGCCCAGGUGGCCCUGGAGGUUUCCGUGGAGGCUGGGGAGGCGACCGUGGCGGAUUCAGAGGACGCGGUGGAAUGGAUAGGGGAGGUUUCCGUGGGGCUGGGCGUGGAGGACCACCCAUGGACCGAAUGGGUGGCAGAGGCGGAAGAGGAAUGGGCCCACCAGGUGGCAAGAUGGAUAUGAGGGACCAUCGCCAGGAGCGCAGGGAACGACCCUACUGAAGAACUUAUUGACCGUUCCUCUUGUGGAAUUUCAUUUUUAAGACGAGAAUUUUUAAUUUAUGAUUCCAUAUUUUGAUGGUAAUAGAACUGCUUUCAAACAUCUUGUGCAGUUUCGUUCAACUCGUGUUUCCAUUUAUUUUUUUUUUAUUUUAGUUUACCCAUGUUUAUGCUCCUUAUUGUAUUGUGCACGUUUUUCUUUGUUGCUUUUUUAAAUAUGCAGAUAGGUUUGACAUUGUAUCGUAACAUUUUUCAUUCGUUAGCAUAAUUGCCUCCCCCUUUCCCACAGCUGACAAUUGUAUGAUUAUAAAUUUGGGAAAUAAAAUUUUACUGAUUUGA